Molecule: messenger RNA, 2909 nt
Organism: Nothobranchius furzeri (turquoise killifish)
Lineage: Eukaryota; Metazoa; Chordata; Actinopteri; Cyprinodontiformes; Nothobranchiidae
Gene: pnpo
Product: pyridoxamine 5'-phosphate oxidase
Biological process (GO): pyridoxine biosynthetic process; pyridoxal 5'-phosphate biosynthetic process
Molecular function (GO): FMN binding; pyridoxamine phosphate oxidase activity
Source: RefSeq, a predicted model, not a curated record
CUUUUUACGUAAAGGACGUUACGUCAGAGUAAUUUUGACAGUAUGAGGCGCAUACUCAGUACGAAUUUAUUAAGACGUUUCAUUUUGUUCGACAGAAAUCUUCCCUUCAGCAGUCCUCUGUCAGCGGUGAAACAAGGUGCUUUUGUUUUAAACUUGUGCCGUAAAGCGAGCAGUGACAGCAUGGAUUUGAGCCACAUGAGGAAGAAGUACAAAGGAGACGAAGAGUGUUUUGAGGAAAAUCACCUUGUGUCUGUGGACCCCAUCAAGCAGUUUGGAAACUGGUUUGAUGAUGCAACGAAGUGCUCUGAAAUCGGAGAGGCUAACGCUAUGUGCAUAGCCACGGCAAACAAAGAUGGACGUCCAUCUGCUAGGAUGGUUCUCCUGAAAGGUUACAGCAAUGACGGUUUCACCUUCUACACAAACUACGAGAGCAGAAAGGGUGUUGAGCUGGAGAGUAAUCCAUAUGCGUGUCUGGUUUUCUACUGGGAACCAUUAAACAGACAGAUCCGUGUUGAAGGCUCAGUGGAGCGGAUUCCUGCCCAGGCCUCCUGUGAAUAUUUUCACUCACGACCAAAAAGCAGCCAGAUCGGAGCCGUCGUGAGUCGACAGAGUAGUCCAGUCCCUAACAGAGAUUAUCUAAGGCAAAAAAAUGUCGAACUGCAGGAAAAGUACAAGGACACUGAAGUGCCGAUGCCUGAGUAUUGGGGCGGCUACAUGGUCAGACCUUAUUCGAUAGAGUUCUGGCAGGGUCAGACCAACAGGCUUCACGACCGAAUCGUUUUCUCCAAGCUGAAGGACGGAGAGACACUGGGAGAGUUCCAGCACGAGGCGGAGGGAGGCUGGGUGUACCAGAGACUUUCUCCAUGAGAACGAUUCAUCUUGAACAUCGUGUGACGUGCAAACAUCUAAAGGUGGAAACCAUCUGAUAUUUGUUUCACCUCUCUGUAACUGAAGCUGUAUGUAACACAACCUGACUUUAACAUGCAUUAUAAAACAGAAUUGAGAUGUUCACUGAGCCACUCAGGAGAUGAAAGCUGCUCCUGUUUCAAUAACCCGAUUUAGCAGUUUUCAUUUAGGACAAAAUGUGGAUUCAUUCUAAAGAAUUUUUUAAAAGCCUGUGGUUCAGUUAUAGAAAAAAAAGGAAGAGACCUGCUUGAGUUUUGGUUGCUUGAUUUAGAUUUAAUGAUUUAUUUUUAUUUCUUUUAAAAAAAGUUGAUUUCUUAGUAGUCUGUGUUCCUCCAGUCAUCUAAAAUGGUCUUCAUCAGCUGGUCUUCAGACUUACUGUAAGCCCAGUCCUUCUGCUGGACCAUAGCGUAGUGUUUAAAAUAUCCGAAUCACGUUUAUUGAUGAGUGACAAACAAGUGAUUUGCAUUUGUGACUUGGUUUAUACAUCAUAAUAAUAGACACACAAAAGAAAACGGGAACACGCAGUUGCCACUUACAAGAAAAUACAUGCAAAUAAAGGAUGUGCAGAACAUGCUAAACAGAAGUUAGACUGACUACAAAUCUGCAUGUUGUAGAAGUCUGUUUUGCUGUUUGUUCUGGUGGUUCUGAUGGACCGAGCCUGGCUUUAAGGGAAACCGUAAUCUGAGGUUACUUACUUCUAUGUAAACAUCAAAAAGGAAGCAGAAAAGGAAAGACAAUGGAAAAUGUUUAAAGGGAGGAAAACAUAGACCAAAAUGGAAAAUAGAAGAAGAAAAAAGAAAGGCAAAAGCACAGGAGCACUGACAGGAAGAAGAAAGCAGAGCAAAUAUUGAAGGCACUCAAAGGGAGAGAAAGACAGGAAAAAAGAGAAGGACUAAUAAAAAGUGAAGAUAACUCAUGUCAGAAGAGGGUAGAGUUUUGCAAAUCUGGUUAACGAGAAGAUUGUCAAAAAUUUUAUGUAAGGGGGCCCCAUGUCUGUGUUCGCCUUGGGCCCACAAAUUGCUAAAUCCGCCACUGAUCACAAGCUAGUCGGGCUGUGAUAUUUGUUUCGAUUUACCCUAUUUUACUGUGUAGCACUUUGGACCUGUGCUGGGUGUUUGAAAGUGCUUUGUAAAUAAAGUUGGACUGGAUUUCAGAUUAGAAUGUAUAAUUUACACAAGGCAAAUGCUAAUUAAUAAAUGUUCUAUUUUUGCCAAAUAAGUUUUAUGUCAGAUGUGUUUUAAUGUGUAGCUGAUGUUAGUGAUCUUGUGCUUCACUGUUGGACGAAAACAUCAGUCAAUACAACUACAAGCUCACAUAUAAUUAUGUUACUACUGACACCCCUCUAGCUGUUUAAUCAGUGAAAUAUUGGAUAAGUAUGGCGGUAAGAAUAAAGUUUUACUGAUUAUCUUCAAUUUUUGUUUAUUUUUUCUUAACCAUUCAGCUUAGAUGAACUGCAGGGUCAUUUUUAGGAUUGAGAUAAUUUUAAAUGAUUUUAGCUCAUAAGUGUUGAGUGUGUAUAAUAAAGCAUUUUGUUGUCUCCAUUGUCUAAGAAGACAGAAACACUGAUGUGCUUAUGUGACAGCUGUUGUGUAAGAACAGAGAUUGUGUUUGGUAAAUGCUGGUUGGCCUGCAUUUGUAUAGCUCCUUUUAGGGUUCUACAACCCCCCAUGGUGCUUCACAACUCGGUCAGACAUUCACCCAUUCACAUGCUGGUGGGGAUGAGCAACGAUGUAGACACAGCUACACGGGGCACUGACAGAGGCAAGGCCUGCCAAACACAGGUGCCACUGGUCCCUCUGACCACCACCAGCAGACGAAGCGGGUUAAGUGUCUUGCUCAAGGACACAACAGCAGCGUUCUCUGGUAGGAGCCGGGAUCAAACUUGCAACUUUCCGACUACUGGACAACACGCUCUACUUCCUGGGCUACUGCUGUUACUGUGCUACUGUGUUUAACCUUUGACCCGAAAUAUCAGAAAUAAAGUUUUAUUAUUAACAAAAAGA